AUGGGUGCGCUGGACAAGAUGAAGCGCUUAGUUGGAUUAAAUGGGCGGGACGCUAACCCGAUUGGGGAUGGCGUGGACGCCCACAUCGAACACCUUCAGGACACCCACAUCACUCCCGACAAUAACAACGACGCAAUCAUAGACCAUCCUGCCCAACUUUUUGAUUGCGCCGCCAUCAUCGAGGGCGCCACUCCUUCCUCCGCUUCCAAGGCACCUUUUACGCGUGGGCACCGCCGUCGUUCCACCCACGUUAGCCGCCGUGACCUUGAGAAGUUCCAGAAGGAGGUCCUAGGCGUCGAAAAUCCCGCCUCCUUCUACGACGAGGAAAACGGCACCUCACAUCCAAUCAAUCCUUACGAUCCUCAACUUGAAGACCUAAACCGAGCCUUUGCGGAAGCCGAUAUGUCAAUGAACAGCGGUACAGGAAUGUCCGGCAAUCCGGGGCCUGGCAUGUUCUCCGGUUAUGCGGAGAGCACUCCUGGCACCCCCAACAUGGGCAAUGUUUCUCGUCCGUCGAUGUCGCCUGCGCUCUCACACCCAGUCAACCAAGUGAACGGAGGAGGAAUGCCCGUGAUGAAUGGAAAUGGACCCAUGAAUGCGGGUCAUCAGAUGGACCUCCACCAUUUGUAUGACAUGGUGCUGGAACUAAGUGAUGUGCUCAAGAACAAUCGCGAGGUCACCAAAAACAUCGUCGCGAGUGCUGAGGAAGUCAUGAAACAUGGUUCUUCUGAGGGUGCAAGUGCUGCUAUGCAGCAAGUCAAUGGUGAAAUUACAGCCUCCCGCAUCUCCGAACUCGAACGAGCCCUUGCCAAAGAAAAACGACUAGUGGAGGAUUACAAACGGGAGCAACUGGAAAACACCAAACUGAUUGGGGAAUAUGAGACUGCUGUGGGCACGAUGGUAGAGCAGAUCCGCAACUACUGCCAGAACAACAAUAUGCACUUCUUGUACCAGAAGAGCCACUACAACAAUCUUCUGCAGGCCGAACGCGAUGCCCAUCUGGAGAGCCGACUGGACCGUGACUAUUGGCACAACCAAACCAUGCGAUGCGCAGAGAUGAUUCGGACUGCCUACCGGCUGCGAUCGGAGGAGGAAGAGUUACCUAUCCGUAUCGUCGCCGGUCUUCAAAAUGAAGUUCGCGCAUACCGCAAUGCACUUGGAAUGGAGCCCGAGAAGCCCGAGGAGGAGUACGGGUGGGAGAUCCUCAAGGACACGGAACCAUCCAAUACGGAAUAA
Penicillium malachiteum is the source of this 1236-nucleotide messenger RNA. RefSeq lists its product as uncharacterized. The transcript is spliced from 3 exons. Lineage: Eukaryota; Fungi; Ascomycota; Eurotiomycetes; Eurotiales; Aspergillaceae. The record is from RefSeq and is a predicted model, not a curated record. Bases 1 to 1236 code for a protein of 411 amino acids.